AUGGCGAAACCAGCGAAGACGCCUACGGGCUCCGUGAGGGCAUCGAGGAGUCCUCAACCUCCUCCAGCUAGGAUCGCGAAGAAGCCUGUGGAUUAUACGUCGGAGGGGGUGGUGGAUCAUGAUGUUUUCCUGCUACCUGGAUCGGAUUACCAGAUUAUGCUCACCAUUACGGUAUUGGCAACCAUCGUUCGAUUGUUCCGGAUAUAUCAGCCAAGCAGUGUGGUGUUUGAUGAAGUCCAUUUCGGAGGGUUCGCAUCAAAAUACAUAAAGGGGAAAUUCUUCAUGGAUGUUCAUCCACCUCUCGCAAAACUACUCCUUACGCUCGCUGGCUGGUUAGCUGGAUUCGAUGGCAACUUCGACUUUAAGGAUAUUGGAAAAGAUUAUUUGGAGCCUGGUGUACCAUAUGUGGCUAUGCGACUGUUGCCCGCUAUUUGCGGAAUACUGCUUGUCCCAACCAUGUUUUUGACCCUGAAAGCAUCUGGAUGCAGAACUAUGACUGCCACACUCGGGUCUUGUUUGAUUAUUUUUGAAAACGGCCUUCUCACGCAAGCACGAUUGAUCCUCCUCGAUUCUCCCCUUAUGAUUAUGACAGCUUUCACUGCAUUGGCAUUUACAUCCUUUACGAAUCAACACGAGCAAGGACCUUCCAAGGCCUUUUCUCCAACAUGGUGGUUCUGGCUUGCAAUGACUGGUUUGGGUCUGGGCGCAACAGCUAGUGUCAAAUGGGUCGGACUUUUCACAAUUGCCUGGGUUGGAAGUUUGACCCUUCUCCAAUUGUGGGUUCUUCUCGGAGAUGUUAAGACAGUCACUCCUCGCCUUUUCGCCAAGCACUUUGUUUCACGAGUAUUCUGCCUCAUCGUAAUUCCUAUCGCAUUCUACAUGGCCAUGUUCGCCAUUCAUUUCCUCUGCCUUACGAACCCAGGUGAUGGAGACGGAUUCAUGAGCUCCGAAUUUCAGGCGACUCUUAACUCCAAGGCUAUGGGAGAUGUUCCAGUUGAUGUUGCUUUCGGAAGCAGAGUCAGCAUUAGACACCACAACACACAAGGAGGAUACUUGCACUCGCACAACCUCAUGUACCCCACCGGAAGUAAGCAACAGCAAAUCACUCUCUACCCACACAAAGACGAGAACAACUUGUGGCUAUUGGAAAACACCACUCAGCCUCUGGAUGCCGCUGGUAACGCGAUCAAUGGAUCAUUUGCAUGGGACAACAUCAGCCCUGUAAACUUUAUCAAGAACGGUGAUACUGUCAAGCUGUACCACACCCCAACCCACCGACGACUUCAUUCUCACGAUGUUCGGCCACCUGUCACCGAAGCUGAAUGGCAAAAUGAAGUUUCGGCCUACGGUUACGAAGGAUUCGAAGGAGAUGCUAAUGAUUUCUUCCGUAUUGAAAUUAUCAAGAGUAUGUCUGAUGGCGAGGAAGCCAAGAAACGCGUUCGUACGAUUCAGACAAAGUUCAAGCUUGUUCACGUCAUGACUGGCUGUGUACUCUUCUCCCACAAAGUCAAGCUUCCAGAUUGGGCAUCUGAGCAACAAGAAGUUACUUGCGCCAAGGGUGGAACUCUUCCUAACAGUGUCUGGUAUGUCGAACAAAACGAGCACCCUCAACUUGGUGAGGACGCCGAGAAGGUCAACUACAGAAAUCCUGGUUUCUUCGGCAAGUUCUGGGAGUUGCAAAAGGUCAUGUGGCACACAAAUGCUGGUCUUGUUGAAUCUCACGCAUGGGACUCUCGUCCACCUUCUUGGCCAAUUCUUCAACGUGGUAUCAACUUCUGGGGUAAAGACCACCGUCAAAUUUACCUCAUUGGUAACCCAAUUAUCUGGUGGAGCUCUACCUUGGCAAUCCUCGUCUUUGUUGCAUUUAAGGGUCUUGCAGUCCUUAGAUGGCAACGUGGUUUCAAAGAUUAUGACAACACGAUCUUCAAGCGUUUCGACUACGAAAUUGGUACCAUGGUCUUGGGCUGGGCUUUCCACUACUUCCCAUUUUACCUCAUGCAAAGACAAUUGUUCCUUCACCACUACUUCCCAGCACUCUACUUUGCUGUUAUCGCCCUUUGCCAGCUCUACGAUUAUGUUACUGCUCGUAUUCCUGGAAUCGGUCUCCGAGAGAAUUUGUUCAUUGGUCGUCUUGGCGCAGUCAUCUUUUUGGCUCUCAGCGUUGUCGUCUUUGGACUUUACUCUCCUCUUGCAUACGGUAAUCCAUGGACUCAGUCUGCCUGCAACAAAGUCAAGCUCUUUGAGUCUUGGGACUUUGAUUGCAACACUUUCCUGACCGAGUACUCUCAAUAUUCCAACCAAAUUUCAAAGUCGAUUGACAACGUUCACAAAACCUCAUCGCCUCUUCAGCCAUCUGAGGCUGCCGUUGCACCUCCACCAAACGCAGGUGAACAGAAGCCAAUUGUCGAGCACGUCGGCAUGUCAGAGGCUCCAGCCGAACCAGUUGUCUCCCCACCACCAGAAGCUCCUCUACCUGCUGGACAACAAAUUGUCAAGCGCGAGGAAAAGGUUGAGUACAGAGAUCAAGACGGAAAUCUUUUGAACGAAGAACAAGUCAAGGAAUUAGAAGGAAAAGUGAGCUUCAAGACUCGCUACGAGACUAGAACUCGUCUAGUUGACGCCGCUGGAAACGAGAUCAACUCCCCUGAAGACGCAGGUGUCGCUCCUCCCCACCCAGACGUCGAGGGUGUAGACCCUUCCACCAUGAAGAAAGCAGACACGGAGAGCAAGCCAGAUGUUAAGGCUGAUGAAAGCAAGGAGGAAAGCAUCGCCAAGUCUGAUACUGGCGUUGCGAAGCCUGCAAGCGAGGGAAACGAAGCAACUGCUCUGUAG
This is a messenger RNA of Glarea lozoyensis ATCC 20868, 2832 nucleotides long. RefSeq names its product MIR. Gene Ontology annotation, biological process: protein O-linked glycosylation via mannose. Gene Ontology annotation, cellular component: endoplasmic reticulum; membrane. The transcript has 5 exons. NCBI's taxonomy places the organism in Eukaryota, Fungi, Ascomycota, Leotiomycetes, Helotiales, Helotiaceae. The record is from RefSeq and is a predicted model, not a curated record. The coding region runs from base 1 to 2832 and encodes 943 amino acids. Gene Ontology annotation, molecular function: dolichyl-phosphate-mannose-protein mannosyltransferase activity.